UCAUGAGCAAGUCUUGACGAGGCGGAAAACUCUAGGCCCCUACCGUAAACCUCCCUGUGAAUGAAUUGGUGGCUGCUGUGUAAACAACUCUCUCACUCCAUACUUACUGGUCUCUCUCUUUCACUACAUGGUUACCUGCUCUCUUUCUCUCUAACUGCCUUCAUGGAGGUCAUAGCCACUCACCCGCUAAAUUUCCAUGUCCAUUCACAUUUGCAGCACCGCAUAAACCCCCUCUUCAACCCCAACUUUCGAAUUCGCCUUUCCCCUAUUCGAUCCAAAUCUAUUAAUGAUAGCGUGUCGGUUUCAAGUGUUGCAUACAAGCCUGGCUUGCUAGACGAUGUUUUUCUACAGUUGUUCAGGAACAAAAUGGUCCAGGAAGUGGGUUGGGAUUCAGAGAAGCCAGGAUAUGAUGGAUUAAUUGAAGUUGCGCGACGUAUCAUGAGGAAUGGUCAAAACAAUGUGCAAGUCAAGCAAUCAGUGGUUCGGAUAUUGAGAUCAUUAUUCCCACCGUUCUUACUAGAACUCUUCCAAUUGCUCAUUGCUCCUAUAGCAGGAGGGAAGCUGGCUGCCAUGAUGAUUGCUCGGGUGACCACACUUACCUGUCAAUGGUUGAUGGGCCGUUGCACCAUAAACUCCAUUGAGCUUCCAGACGGAUCCUCUUGCAGUAGUGGGGUGUUGGUAGAGAGGUGCAAGUAUUUGGAAGAAAGUAGGUGCGCAGGUAUCUGCAUUAACACAUGUAAACUGCCCACUCAGACAUUCAUCAAGGAGUAUAUGGGUACACCUCUACUGAUGGAACCAAAUUUGAGCGAUUAUAGUUGUCAGUUCAAAUUUGGAGUCCCUGCGCCUCCUCCUGAGAAUGACGAAGUACUCAAAGCACCUUGUUUGGACAUAUGUCCUGAAGCUUCAGGCCAGAAAAGGCGUAAGAAUGAAAAUGCCAAUCCAACUCCAACUCAGUGCCCAAAGACAUGAAAUCCUCCCGCAAGGCUACAUACAAGCCCUGCUUGGAUGACACAUCAAGGCAAAGUCAUUAUGAAUGUUCAUACUUCACUUUCUCAUUGUAUAGUAACUUCGAUAUGAAGGAUAAAUCUACGCAUCUGUCGUGAUUCUUGAGCUAACAUUUUUUCGAUAGAAUGGUCAAGAAGACAUGGUUUCUUGA
Molecule: messenger RNA, 1156 nt
Organism: Amborella trichopoda
Lineage: Eukaryota; Viridiplantae; Streptophyta; Magnoliopsida; Amborellales; Amborellaceae
Product: beta-carotene isomerase D27
Molecular function (GO): iron ion binding
Source: RefSeq, a predicted model, not a curated record